AUGGCGGAUGCUAACCCAAAACCUCUCCCUCUUGACGGAGGCGAUCCACCCAACGAGAGUAACAAGACCGUCUCCGACUCCGCAUCCGCCAUUGCCGCCGGUGGUUCUCCUCCAAGCAAACACCCAAACGAAAGUUCAGAUUCUAACGAAAACGAAAUUGAAGACACUGCUACAAGCAAACCGAAGAACGAAGAAAUCAAAGAGGUUGAAAUCGACAACAUUGACAUAAUGAAUGAGAUUCUUGAGUAUCGAAAUCGGAAAGGAGGGUGUCCGGGUAAUAACCCCGACGAUUUCCGAAGAUUCUGCUAUCCUUACAUUUUUCUGGGCAUUGGGAACGCAAGAGGAUGGAUCAAGAAAAUGAAAGAGAUUAAGAACAAAUUCAACAGAGAGAGUGCUCCAACGGAGGAAGUUGAUAAGAAUGAAUUCGAUUUGUGGAAAAAGAUUUGGGGGAAUGAAUGA
Molecule: messenger RNA, 459 nt
Organism: Lactuca virosa
Lineage: Eukaryota; Viridiplantae; Streptophyta; Magnoliopsida; Asterales; Asteraceae
Source: the annotation of a GenBank genome assembly